UAACAGACAUCCACAAUGAAAGAUAUCUAGUCUAGUGGGGCUUAAAUCGGCCCAAUUUGGAUAAUUAGGUCAAACCAAAUGCAAACGAUAAAACCCAAUGCUUUCAUGGUUGCUUCUCUUUUUACGUGGGAUCAGAUGAGAAGCUCUGAUAUUCGUUCGGAUUGCGUUAGCAUUGGCUUGUGAGGAUUAUCAUUCAUUCGAGUGGAGAAUCCUAAGAUGGAGUGCAUAUAUUCAUCUUCUUCCAUCUCCAUUCCUCUUUCUUCCCAAUUGACUCAUCCGAGUCGCCACCUUAAACCCAAUUCUUUGUCAUGGUCUUCCUCCUUAUCCAAGCUUCACCUCUCUGUCACUGUCCCCCCUGUUCCCUUUUCCAUUCGCCACAAGGAUUCGACUGUUUCAGCAACCUGGUCCAGGAGAUCCCGAGCUGAGCUUGCAAAAAGGCCUAACAGGAAGUCAUGGAAGCAAAGAACAGAUAUGUACAUGAGACCAUUUUUACUAAAUGUUUUCUUUUCAAAGCGAUUCAUCCACGCCAAAGUGAUGCACAGGUAUACAAGCAAAGUGAUAUCAGUUGCAAGCACAAACGCCAAGGACCUGAGGCUGCUGUAUUUGCUAUGUCUUAUGAUCCCCAAAAGAAUGACAGGAUUGAGGGUAAACUUGGGAUUGUCCUCGACACUAUUAAGGAGAGCGGGAUUAUUUUUUAUUACGCAUAGUUCAUGUUUUUGUGAAACAAUGAGUGCAAAACUACUUGUUUUGCUCUGAAUUUCGUAGGCAAUGCCAAAUGACACAAUCACUUCUGCUUUGGGCCUUUGGCUAGUUUAAAUUCUUGAAAAGUUUUUGGAAAACUUUCUGAGUUGUCCUUGAGGAAAUGACAUAUGUACCAUGGUUAACACUUAAUAAGGGUUUCCCAGUUGCUAUUGCAUUUCAGAUGUAUAAUCAAAGCAUUGAAAUCAAAAUAGGGGCGAAC
Molecule: messenger RNA, 961 nt
Organism: Durio zibethinus
Lineage: Eukaryota; Viridiplantae; Streptophyta; Magnoliopsida; Malvales; Malvaceae
Biological process (GO): translation
Cellular component (GO): ribosome
Molecular function (GO): 5S rRNA binding; structural constituent of ribosome
Source: RefSeq, a predicted model, not a curated record